Messenger RNA from Peromyscus californicus insignis, 4745 nucleotides. RefSeq names its product guanine nucleotide-binding protein G(s) subunit alpha isoforms XLas-like. Lineage: Eukaryota; Metazoa; Chordata; Mammalia; Rodentia; Cricetidae. The record is from RefSeq and is a predicted model, not a curated record.
GGCUGUUUACCUCUUGCGGCUCUGAGCCCACCGCGGCACCGCAAGGGGCGUGCAGCCUGUGCUUAAUGCCGCUUGGGUAGACUGUUGCAAUUCAAAGUGCAUCAUCUGCUCUACGGUACUCACACCAGAAGGAGAGGGACUGGCAUGGGGGCUGACAAGGAGUUGGAGAGGGGCUAGAUGAACUGAACACCGAAUCGGCAGCAGCUUCCAGAGGCCGGAAGCCGCGAGUCUCGGUGGCUGUUACUGCCGCGGCACGGUUGGUUGGUGGGUUAGUGCGAAUCGGAUUGUCUAGUCUUUAAGACCACUCUAAAUCGGCCACCAACCACAUCCCAAAUCGCCUUUUACCCUUCCCCAGAAGGCAGAAGUCCGAGGCCUGCUCUAGGUAGGGGGUCUUCCGGUAAGCCCCACACCCCCUCCCCUAUCUGCGCGGCCGCCGCAGCGGCAUCCACAGUACCGCGUAAGGGUCUUUGCUUGAUUUUUUUCCGCAGUGCACCGCCGAGACCCUUAUUUCUACUGCGUCACCAUCCACAUAAACAAAACGAGCCUUGACUGCGUCACGCUAAAUCGCUACUCAGAACCCCCAUCCCGAAGUGUAAUGGGGAAGGGGGACGUUGAAGGGAUUUACCAGAGCUAUCCUCCACAAACAGCAAACAAAAUAAAUAAAUAAAUAAAUAAAUAAAACUGCCCCGGAGCAUUUUAAAAAACAAAUUGUGUGUUCGCAUUUGGGAGCUUCUCAUCCUUCGCCACCUCGCCGCCUUUCCGGUGGGCUCACGACCACCUGUCGCAUUUGUAUGCACGCGCCUCUACCCCUUCGCAUGUAUCUUAAAGGCUCCUUUUCACGACUUGGAGCUGAAUAUGGGUAAUUGCCCGAGUCUGGGGUCUUCAGAUAAGGAGUUUGCCGCAUACUGGGGUAAUCUGGGGUGAUGGAGCCCUCCUGCAGUCCCUCCUCCCCUCGCGAAGAAUCAGAUGGGGCGGGAGGGUUUCUGCUCCUGUACUCAGACAGACCAAUGCCCACGUCUUACGUCACGUGUCCCAGCAACGCGCGCACGGGGAGCGCGCGCUCGCACUGGCCAAGAGAAAAGCGAGCAAGAGAGACUCAGAAUCAGUCCGGGAGAGGAGAGGAAGGAGGAAGGAGCUGAGCGUCCCUACGAGGCCUGCGCUCAUCAGCCCCCUUACCCAAAGUCGGGAACGGCCGGCACUGGGAGCCAGCUCCCGGAGCCGGCUCAGUACUGAGACCGGCGUCCUCUGGCGGCAGAGAAACAGUUUUGCUUACGAUUUUCGAGACGAAUCGGCACGCUCCUAAUUGCCAAGAAGGCGGGGCUAAACUAUAAAAAAGUACGAAGAAGAAAGAGAAAAGUCCUUCGUGUGACUGGCCGACCACAGCCCGAAUGGGUAAGGGUGACUAGGAAGGCUCCAGACUCUUAUCAGCAAGAAAUGAGCUGCUUCAGCCAUGAUUUUGCACUUUAGCCCCUGAGCAUCCGUCCUUACAACGGUUGGAAACUGAGGCUGCAAAACUUUCCAGCCUAUACUUGAAUACUUAAAAAAAAAUUUUUUUUUCACCCUAGUUUGGCUGGGUGCUCCGUCUUACGGGGCCCCAAAUUUAUUUUGAAAAACCGCCACCGUGUUAUGGGCAUGCGCAACUGCCUCCACGGCAACAAUAUGCCAGGACAACCAAAUAUCCCCGCUGAAGUCGGCGAACAGCCCGAGCAAGAACCUUUGGAGGCCCCAGGGGCAGCUGCCCCCGGUGCUGGGCCUGGCCCAGCCGAAGAAAUGGAGACCGAACCGACUGACAAUGAGCCCAUCCCCGACGAGACUGGCGAUGAGGUCUGUGGACCCCCUGAAGUCUCCAGAUCUGAUGUCCAGGGCCUCCGCCAGGCCGUCGAGGAAGUCCGAGUGGGUGGAGACUACAGCCCACCUCCGGAGGAAGCCAUGCCAUUUGAGACCACACAGCCCAACCUCGGAGAUUUCUGGCCCAUCCUGGAGCAGUCUGGAACAUCUGGGACCCAAGCAGCCCUCAAAACCUUCAACCCAGCGCUUUUGGAGCCCGGGACCCCCAGUGGUGCGAGCCCAGGCCUGGGAACCUACAGCCCCCCACCAGAAGAAGCUAUGCCAUUUGAGUUCAACGAACCUGCCCAGGAAGGUGGUAGCCAGUCGCCCUUGCAAUUCCCGAUCCUUGCUCCAGGAGGUCCGGAAGCAGAAGUCCUCAGAGCGCUUCCCGCGGAGCCCGGGAACUUCAGAUUUGCAAAUGCUGGCUUCCGAGAUGACUACGGCCCUCCACCUGAAGAGUCCGUGCCAUUUGGGCUCGAUGGAGAAGAAUUUGGGGGCGAUAGCCCACCCCCAGGGCUCCCCCGAGUCAUGCGACAAAUCGGCAUUGGCGGCGAGUUCCCGUCAGUCGCGGUCCCGAGUGCGCUCAGCCUCGCUCCCGGCGAGAACGCGCCUCCCCUCUUGGUCCACAGCGCCAUUGACAGACCGUUCAGCGAGGCUAUCAGAUCUCCUCCCAACUUCGCAUGCGACACCCCCCCGAUGGAGAUCUCCAGACCCCUGCUUGAGAUUGGCAGAGCCUCCGCUGGGGUCGACGACGACACCACUGUCAAUAUGGACGCCCCCCCAAUCGCAAGUGAUGGCCCGCCCAUCGAAGUCUCCGGAGCCCCAGAUAAGAGCGAGCACGCAGAGAGACCCCCAGUUGAGCGAGAAGCAGCCGAGAUGGAAGGAAGCCCUACCACCGCAGCUGCGGUGGAAGGAGAAGUCCCUUCUCCGGAGAGAAGAGACGGAUCCUUCACCCAGCCAGAAGCCAUGGAUCCCAGCCCAGUACCUGAUGCCCGAGCCGUCGUCACCGAACCUGACGCAGCCACCAGCGGAUCUCCUCCGGCCACAGCAACACCCGCGGAUCUCCAAGCCGAUCCUGAAGAACUCGGAGAAGCCUCUGCUGUCCGCGCAGAUCCUGACGGAGGGGCAGCCCCAGUCGCCCCAACCACCCCUGCCGAGUCUGAAGGCGGCGGAGAGCCAGCCGCGGAGCCAGCCGUGGAGCCAGCCGCGGAGCCAGCCGUGGAGCCAGCCGUGGAGCCAGCCGUGGAGCCAGCAGGCGAGCCAGUCUCCGAGGCAGUCCCUGCCGCCAAGGCCGAGUCUGCCUCCGGGGCAGCCCCCGACAUCCAGGUGGAGCCCGCAGUCGCGGCAGUCUCUGCCACCUCGGCGGAGCCUGCCGCCCGGGCAGUCCCCGUUACCCCUCCGGAGCCCGCUCCCCGGCCAAUCCCCACUGCCAGAGCUCACCCAGCUGCGGGGGCAGUCCCUGGCGCCCCAGCGAUGUCAUCCUCCGCUAGGGCAGCUGCCGCUAGGGCAGCCUAUGCAGGUCCUCUGGUCUGGGGAGCCAGGUCACUCUCGGCUACUCCCGCGGCCCGGGCAUGCCUCCCUGCCCGCGCAGCUGCCGCCGCCCGGGCAGCCUCCGCUGCCCGGGCAGUUGCUGCCGGCCACUCGAUCGCUGAAGCCCGGGCCAUGUCUAUCCGGGGAUUCCCUCCUGCCCCAAGCAGAGCCCAUCUUAGACCCCCCAGCCCCGAGAUCCAGGUGGCUGACCCGCCUACUCCGCGGCCUGGUCCGAGGCCGGCUGCCUGGCCCGACAAGUAUGAGCGUGGCCGAAGCGGCUUCAGGUACGAGGAGGCGUCGUCCGUCAUCUGUGAGAUCGACUCCUCUAGUGAUGAGUCGGAAGAAGGGGCCAACGGCUGCUUCCAGUGGCUUCUGCGGCGAAACCGCCGCCCCGGCCAGCUCCGGCGCCACUCGGUCGGGUGCAACCCAGUCCGCAACUUCUUCAUCCGAACCUUCGGAAGCUGCUUCGGUCUAUCCGAGAGAUCCCGUUCCCUCAGCCCCGGGAAGGUCAAGGAUCCUUUCGAGGAGAGGCGCAAACAGAUGCGCAAAGAAGCCAUUGAGAUGCGAGAGCGGAUGCGCGCAGACAAGAAACGCAGCAAGGCCAUCGACAAGCAACUGGAGGAGGAGAAGAUGGACUACAUGUGUACGCACCGCUUGCUGCUUCUAGGGAGAAAAGUGGUGCCGAGCCACACUGAGGGUCGUUACCGGCCGGAGGCCAGCGCCAGCGCCAGCGGUCGUAGGCUGGACAGGCGGGGGCGUGAGGUGAGCCAGGAACUGCUGGGGAGGGCCCUUCGGGGCUCCCCCGGCUCGAUUGUUCGUGACCGCGGUGGGCUAGGGCCAUCGGGGGUGCGCGCCCCCGCCUCGCCUGGCACGGCUGCUUCGACUCAGACAGCUUGUUGUUAGUGUGUGUUGGUGUCCAUUUUCUGUGUUCGCCUGUGCAUGACAUGCUCAGUGUGUCCCAGUUUCCAUCCCUGGCACCUUCAAUGUACCCGCCGAUUGUGUAUUUGUACUCUGAAAUGGGCUGUCUUGUGAUUUGCGCCAUGGCGCGAGCAAAACUUUCCGUAUUGGCACACUCAGUGGUACCUGUGCGUGGACUCUCUGCAUCUAGCAGAGGGAAAAACGCGCAGGGAAAGGUGGUGGGGCAUCCUGGGUAAUCUGCUGGGCCGCUGGCCCGGGGGAGUGGGGCCGCAGCCGCGGGCCUCCAUAACCUUUUUCCCCUGUAUGUUUUUCUCUCUUUUUUCCUUUGCGCUAAGCAUUUCCUCACUUCUCAAUACGUACGUCAAACCCUCCCGCCUUAACGGUUGAAAAACCAGACACUCAGGUAUCUGGGGCUUUGGGGUUAUUCAUAACAUCUGUAUCUUGUAUUCUGCACACACACACACACACAC